AGGUUUUUAAAACAAAAACAUAGAUGGCCAACAAUCGCGGAUCUCACUCUUGUUCGAGAGAGAAAAAAAACCUGGAACGCUUGUUUGGCAUUUUGACAUGUCUUGACAGCUCCACUGAUUUUAAUUAUUACAACAAUAAUAAAUAAAUAAAUAAAUAAUUAAAAACAUAAACAAAUAAUUUAACAACAAUCAAAAUUUAAUUUAAAAAAAAAAUCAAGCAAACAAUAUAAUAAAAACAAAUAGAAAAAAAUUAAUUUUAAUAUGUAUCAAAACAUUAAAGUGUCAAAUAUAUAUUUCUGGAUAAAAUUAAUUAAAAUUCAAUAAUUAUUUGUAAUGGAUAAAUGAAAUAUUGUAAUUUUUUUUAUCAAUCAAUUGUCUCACUGAAUAAGAUAUUUAGAAUAUCAACAAUAAUUAAUGUUUAUUGUUGAUUAUCAGGUAAAAAAUUGAGUUAAAAAUAUCACAAGACAAAUGUCUUCGUGAUGGGAGUUCCUACACGUGGUGUUUUAUCUAGUUUUGUGGCAAUUGCUGCAUUUAUUGUCUAUGCAAAUAGUCUAAAUUGUGGUUUUGUAUUUGAUGAUAUAUCAGCAAUUAAAGAUAAUCGUGAUUUACGACCACAUACACCACUUAAAAAUGUUUUUCUCAAUGAUUUUUGGGGUACACCAAUGCAUAAGGAACAAUCGCACAAAUCAUACAGACCAUUUUGCGUACUUACAUUUCGAUGGAAUUACAUGAUUCAUCAGUUGGAUCCAAUGGGUUAUCAUUUGUUGAAUGUAAUUUUACAUGUUGGUGUGUGCAUUUUGUAUUUCAGGACAUGUUUGAUGUUUCUAUCAGAUUUAGCAAGUUUUGUAUCUGCUUUGUUAUUUGCUGUUCAUCCAAUACAUACAGAAGCUGUAACUGGUGUUGUUGGAAGAGCUGAAUCAUUAUCAUCAUUAUUUUAUUUGGGUGCAUUGAUAAUGUAUACAAAAUCAUGUAAAACAAAAAGAAUAACAUCAUGGCGUCCAAUGACAAUAUCAAUGAUAUGUGUAUUUAUUGCAAUGUUAUGUAAAGAACAAGGUAUAACAGCAACAGCUGUUUGUGUACUUUAUGAAAUAUUUGUUGUACAAAAAGUUAAAGCAAUGGAUAUAUUAUUGGCAAUUAAAUCAGCAUUUGGUGGUAAUAAAGUUAAUCCAACAUGGUCAAGUGAAGGUACAAAACGUCUUGCUGCAUUGACAAUUGUAACAUUUAGUUUAUUAAUAUUGAGAUUACAUGUUAUGGGAUCAAGAUUACCAGUAUUUACAAGAUUUGAUAAUCCAGCAUCAGUAUCAUCAACACCAACAAGACAAUUAACAUAUAAUUAUCUUGCAAUGGUUAAUUUAAGAUUAUUAAUUUUACCAUAUGAUUUAUGUUGUGAUUGGACAAUGGGAACAAUACCAUUAAUUGAAAGUUUAUUUGAUAUACGUAAUAUUGGUACAAUUGUUGCUUAUGGAAUGAUAUUAUUUUUAUUAACAACAGCUGUUAUUACUAAAAAUCGACAAUUAUCAAUUAUUAUUAUUAUUAGUUUAGCAUUAUUAAUAUUACCAUUUUUACCAGCAUCAAAUUUAUUUUUUCCUGUUGGUUUUGUCAUUGCUGAAAGAGUUUUAUAUGCACCAUCAAUGGGUUUCUGUAUGCUUGUUGGAUAUGGUUGGAGUAUAUUAGCUGAAAAAAGAUAUCCAAAAUUAUCGACAAUUUUAUUGGCAAUAUUAUUACUGUCACAUUCAGUUAAAACAUAUGUACGAAAUUAUGAUUGGAUUGAUGAGUAUUCAAUAUUUAUGUCUGGUUUAAAAGUUAAUACAAAUAAUGCAAAGUUAUUUAAUAAUGUUGGACAUGCAUUGGAAGGACAAGGACGUUACAUUGAAGCAUUAGAUUAUUUUAAUCAAGCAGUUAGUGUUCAGGUUGAUGAUAUUGGUGCUCAUAUUAAUGUUGGAAGAACAUAUAAUCAUUUAAAAAUGUUUAAAGAAGCAGAAGAUGCUUAUCUUCGGGCAAAAUCAUUAUUACCAAAAGCUAAACCUGGUGAAUCUUAUCAAGCAAGAAUUGCACCAAGUCAUUUAAAUGUAUUUGUUAAUUUGGCAAAUUUAAUUGCUAAAAAUUCAACGAGAUUAGAAGAAGCUGAUUUAUUAUACAGACAAGCAAUAAGUAUGCGUGCUGAUUAUACACAAGCUUAUAUUAAUAGAGGUGAUGUUUUAAUAAAAAUGAAUAGAACAAAAGAAGCACAAGAAGUUUAUGAAAGAGCACUAUUUUAUGACAGCAAUAAUCCUGAUAUUUAUUACAAUUUGGGUGUUGUUUUUUUGGAACAAGGAAAAGCCUCACAAGCACUUGCUUAUCUUGACAAAGCACUUGAAUUUGAUCCUGAGCAUGAACAGGCACUUUUAAAUUCGGCAAUUUUACUUCAAGAAUUGGGAAGAGAAGAGCUGAGAAAAGUUGCAAGAGAACGACUUUUAAAACUUCUUAGAAAAGAUUCAAGUAAUGAACGUCUUCAUUUUAAUCUUGGUAUGUUAGCAAUGGAUGAUCAUGAUACAGCAAGUGCUGAAAGAUGGUUUCGUAAUGCUGUUGCACUUAAAGAAGAUUUUCGUUCAGCAUUAUUUAAUCUUGCAUUAUUAUUAGCUGAUGAACAUCGUCCACUUGAAGCAGCACCAUUUUUAAAUCAACUUGUUAGAUUUCAUCCAGAUCAUAUUAAAGGUUUAAUACUACUUGGUGAUAUUUAUAUAAAUAAUAUACGUGAUUUUGAUGCUGCUGAAAAUUGUUAUCGUAGAAUAUUACAAAUUGAUCCAACAAAUAUCCAAGGUUUACAUAAUUUAUGUGUUGUUAUGGUUGAACGAGGACAAUUAUAUUUAGCAUCACAAUGUCUUGAAAAAGCAUCAUUAUUAGCACCAGAACAAGAUUACAUUACAAAGCAUUUAUCAAUUGUUAAUUCAAGGCUAGAUAAAAUACCACCAGAACAACGUGAUACUGGUGAAAUAUUUGAUGAUUCAUUUCUUUAUACAAGCAAUAAUGAUAAUUUAAAUAAUCAAGAUGGACAAUUUAUUGGUAAAACAGAUGUUACAUUUUUAAAUAAUGGCGUUAUAAACAAUCAUAAUCACAAUGUUGCUAAUAAUAUUAAUAAAGAUACGAUUGAAAGAAAUAAUUUUAAUGGUGGACAAAAAAGUCCAAGACCAUUGUCAAAAGUUAGUAAAAAUAAAAAUAAUAAUAAACAACAACAACAACAACAACAACCAAUUGAAUCAUUACCAAAAAUACAAGAAACAGCUCGUGUACUUGAUAAUGUUAUCAAUAAAAAUCCAAGUGAAUUAGAAUUUGUACGUAAUCGUGGUAUGAAAGUUGUUAAUCCGAAUUAAUUUCUUUUUUUUUUUUUAAAAAAAAAGGAAACAAGACGACUUGAUUUAGUUUUAACAUUAAUAAUAAAAUUGGCGUGAUAAAUAAAAAUAAAAAGUACGUCAGAAAGUGCAAAGAUUAAUGAUAUAUUAUUAUAAAAAAAAAAAAAAAAAGAAAAGAAAAAGUAUAUAUGUAUAUUGACCCUCCAAAUAUUGUAAAUUAAAUAUAUAAUGAAAUGGUUUUUAAUAUAAUGAAGGCAUUAGAAGUAAUAGCAGCUAUUGUGUGAAUAUAAAUUGGAAUAAAGAGAAUUGUUUUAUAUGCUGUAAAAAUAGAAUGUUUUUUAUAUAAUAUAUAAAGAUAUAUGUGUCUUUGAAUAAACA
Aphidius gifuensis is the source of this 3707-nucleotide messenger RNA. It is a transcript of the gene Tmtc3, whose product is annotated as protein O-mannosyl-transferase Tmtc3. Gene Ontology annotation, cellular component: endoplasmic reticulum. The record is from RefSeq and is a predicted model, not a curated record. The coding region runs from base 480 to 3350 and encodes 956 amino acids. Gene Ontology annotation, molecular function: protein binding; mannosyltransferase activity. The transcript is spliced from 8 exons. Gene Ontology annotation, biological process: protein O-linked glycosylation via mannose. Lineage: Eukaryota; Metazoa; Arthropoda; Insecta; Hymenoptera; Braconidae.